Molecule: messenger RNA, 4494 nt
Organism: Talaromyces rugulosus
Lineage: Eukaryota; Fungi; Ascomycota; Eurotiomycetes; Eurotiales; Trichocomaceae
Exons: 4
Biological process (GO): regulation of transcription by RNA polymerase II
Cellular component (GO): mediator complex
Molecular function (GO): transcription coregulator activity
Source: RefSeq, a predicted model, not a curated record
GACGCCAUCACUAAUAUCAGUGUUAUUAAUGGCUUUUCUGUGAUAUACUGGAGAAUCUACAAUGAAGAGACCAACAUCAGCACUCAGGCUUCGGAAACUGUCGCAAGCAACGGCUACAGCAUUUUAAAGCUCCUGAGCAGACUCAAGGACCUAGAGAUCAAACUGAGAAACCUUGGCUGUCUAGUCUCAUACUAUCCUAGACGGCUUGGUCUAUGGAUAUUCUCUUCUACCCCAGGUUUUGAAUGUGUGGAUUCGCUUGCCCAGGAAUCGCCAAACCAAGACUUAAAAGACCCGGAAAAGUUACUUAUUGGAAGCACUUCGCUCAAGGGCAAGUAUCUCGCGCUAAUCCAAGAUGUCUGCCCAAGUUUGCUGACAAUUUCAACAGUCUCUGCUUCAGGUAGUAUAACGGCUACUGACCUCAUUAGGUCUCUAUCUGCCGACCCGUCUUCAACUUCCGGUCGGACAAAUUCUACUGUUCUCUAUGCAUCAUUUGUAUCUGCCGUUGCGGGACUCGUCAGUCUGCAACUUGUGCGUCGUCUUGAUGCGAUCCCAUUGGGCGCUCGGACAUUAUUUACGCCAAUUGAACCGAGCUUUUUCGGCGGUCUGGCAAUAGCCGAUGGCAACGCAGACACGCUUCCUGCUUUGACUACUCUACGAAUAGAACUUUCUUUGACCGGAAAGGUCAUCAUCUCUCUGCAUACCGCCUACCAAGAAGGGAUCUCGCGGCUAGGUGGAUAUGACCUUACAGAAGUAAACCCAGCCGACGUGAGACCCAACACAGAUAUCUGGCUCGCCCCGAAUGGGACAGUCGCUCGGUUAAUAACUUUUAAUGCUGAAGAAUCUAAUGUUUUUGCGGAGAGGCAAAAGAACGAUGGUACUACCCGUCAAUUCGUGGAGGCCAGGCAAAAGAUUUGGAAAGACACGGUUGUCGAAUGGAUGAGAGAUGUUGGUAUGUCGGUCAAUUCGUCGGAGGAAGAACAUUGGGUUGAAGUGGAAGUGUCGGAACCAUUUUAUGCACGGUUUGCAGCUGAUUACUUGCGUCAAGUGGACGAUGUUCAAACGGUGUCUCCUCUCAAACGAAUUCUUUGGCCAUCCAGAUUUUGCUUUAGGAGGGCUAAGCUCACCUCUGCAUCCUUGAUCGAUGAUCUCGAUCCUCUCGUUACCGAUUGCGAUGACCCCGUGAAUUUUGCUCAAAAUUGGAUCGGGACUGCUAGUGCCCGACAGGGAAAGCCCGUACCUAGCACCUCACAUAUGCAGCAGACGCCGCAGAACAAAGAUUCAUCAACGCCUAGGAUUGAUUUUUCCGAACCGAUCGAGAGUCUUGCUAGGGUGGCUCAAUACCCAGACCUUCAAAGCGCCAGUACAGUGUACCCUACGCCACCAGAUGGCGCUCUCGCAUCGGCCAUGAAUCAAACGGCUUCUGAGGCGUUUGGGUCCGAUGGACAUGACAUUAAUAUGUCACAUGCCCCAGGAGAUGGCGCAUUUCCAAGGCGAGGGGUGCAGAUGGCUAGGAACCUGGGUGAUGCAACGGCCGCCCGAGUUAAAAGCGAAGCGGAGAUUGCAAGCGGUCUUUACGAUACUACCGGUGACGAAGAUUUGUUUGGGGAUAUAAAUGACAAAGAUUUUGGACCAAAAGGAAUUACGGAUGAUGAUUUCAACUUUUUUGAUGAUCCUGAGAUCGAUGACUUCGAUAUGGACAAACCUGUCGCUGAACCUGCCCACGAAACACCACAGCAACCGCAACUAGAAGCAGCCGACAUUCAAACUCCGCAUGCAGUUAUUUCUAUAGACAAACCCCAAGAUGAGGGCGUUAUGCAGCCCCCUAUAAAGUCAGACCCACAGAGUGACCAGGUGCCCGAGUCUGUCUUGAACGUCGAAAAAAUUGAAGCAAAUGAACACCAAAAUAUUGCUACUGCUGCUUCCCCUGGCAAAUAUUGGACUCUUCCGGAACAAGCCAUGAGCCCUCCUCUCAGUCCAGUCGAAGUGAAGAAACUUCUAUUUUCAACGGCAGACACAGACACAACAGAAGCGGGGAAAGAUUCCAAACGUAUCGAUCUUGAUGCCGACAAAAAGCAAAGUCUUUACGAUUCGAUCUCUUUCCAACAAGGACUUACUAUGUCCGAUCAGAAAUAUUCUAACUCCGGCCAUUUCUUUUUCGCGGCCCAGAAAAACGAAAACCCAACAGCAAAUCUCGCAUCCGAGAUUCCAAAAGUGGGAUUUCCUCGGGGCCGCAAGCCAAUCCCUUCUCAUCAUUCCGAACGCCCGAAUGGGACACAGCAGUCCCCUUCGGCGACACGAAUUCCACGCUCAGCAUCUGUUUCCAGCAGUGAAACAAGUUUUGAUUCUAGCGAUGACGACUACGAAAGAGAGUCGUCGCCGGCUCGACUGACCAACCUGAAACGAAAACGUCCACUUUCCGAAGCAGAGCGAUCCACAACAUCUUCGUUAGAAAGACUAUCUAUUGCGUCUGAAAUGGACACCAACUUGACAAGAGAAGACUAUUGCGUGUUCUUAGGGAACUUUUUCUCUGUCAUCACUGACUGGUCGCUGGCUGGCUACUUUGCCUUUAAACAGAACCAGUAUUCUCCCGUCUUGAUUCGAAGAGAGGACCAUGUCCAAUUGGCACAGCUUAUGGUGGAUCAGCUUGCUCAGUCAUCACUUUCUCAUAGAAUUGAUGGCUGGAAAACAACUCCAGACCUCGAAAACGACACGGUCCCACUUCACACACCUUUAGAUGAUACCCCCAUCCUAGGAGAAAAUGAAAGACUGGAUUUUAAGACACUGGUUUCUCUGCACGACAACAUGCAAAUGACAAUGGAGACGCCUUCAGCUCGGCCAAAUAUGCAACGUAAAGAUGCCAAAGGAUCGAUUAACAAGAUUUCGCUUCCUCAUCUACAUGUGCACCGUGGAAAGGAUUAUUUAGAUGUUCUUCCCUCGUCUAUGUCGUUUUGGGAAACCUUUGGGUUGGAACCUGCCAACGGACCAAAAGACAUUUCUGCUUAUUGCAUAUACCCACAUUUCGCAACAGAAGGUGCCGAUGCCUUUAUGACACGCUUGGGACUCGUUUAUUCCAGUUGCAGUUUUGGUCAGCAUGUUAGAGGAGAUCGACAUAAGACGUUUGAAAAUGGUUUAGGGGCUUGGAGUAUCGCAAAAGGAGAUGGGGCAUAUGUGCGGACAAUGCAGUCGUUGAAAAAUCUGUGCGAAAAUCUUGGAGCCGCGUUGUCCAAAGCCCCUUCUGCCAAGGAGAAUUUUGUCAUCUAUGUUGUCAAUCCUUUUACACAUGGAGCAGCCUUUGCCGACAUUUCUGCUGCAUUUUUGCAUCUUUUUCACAAGUACAUCGGCGAUGUUGAUCGGAACUAUGCAAAGAGCCAGAUGAAUGAACUUGUUUUGCAGAUUAUUCCGAUGAGUUUCGUGUAUUCUCCAACAUCGAUAGCAGUGCCCACGCAGUGGCAAUAUCUCAAUCUGGCUCUGGAAGUCUAUGGUCGAUGCCCACCGAAGGAUGCCAGUAGUGGCAUUACAGGGUAUGCACCUCCAAUCGUUCUCGCAGAGGCUGCUCCAAAGAGCCUUCCCUUUAGAGUUACCUCGGAGCGCGUUUCUCCUUUUCAAGAAGGCCGGUGCCUUCAUUUAGCAAUCUCACGAAGUGUUGAUCAGCGCUGGAUUAGCGCGGCAUGGUCUGACAGCUCAGGUUCUUUUCAAAUAUUGAUGUCGUACUGUCUGCGAGCUCGAGGUUCAAAUGUCAACCGAACUCUGUCAGAAGUACGGCAAGAGAUAUGGGAAACUACGAAAGAUAUCAUGGAGCGAACACAAACCAGAUCAAAGGUCUUUCUUGUAAGGACGGAGCCGAUUGACCAAGAAGAGGCUGAAGCGUGGAAUGGACUUGCUGCACGCUACAAUCAAUCCAAGGCGAUGCCAGUCGAACUGACGCUUUUCAGCGUCAAUGUCGCACCUGGGCUACAUUUGGAACUUCCAGCAGCGCCAAUUUCAGCCAACAUGAUCAACCCAGCGUCAACCCCGGUGACUACACCAUACGGCGGAGUCUCAUCGCCAGACCAAUUUGGGGUUGGGACCCCAGCAAGUGGUGGUCAGGGACCGAUGAAUGCCGUGACCCCAACAGAGCUCUCAGCUUAUGUUGAACCUGAUGCAGAUGCGGUGCUUAUUGAUGCACAUGACGAGUCUUGGGCAGUGGUCCUAUCACACCGUCUUAACAACUCGACCUAUAUAACAGAAUACAGACCAGCCCUUAUCAGCGGGUACCUACUACGCCGAAAAGGCGUCAAUGACAGCCAAGGAGUUGCAGCCAUGUCUGUGAACCUGGUCCACACCUCGAGACCCUCUGGGGCAUAUGAAGCUGUGCUUAGAGAGGCCCUGAGCAGCUACCGAGAUCUGGCGACUCUCGCCCGAGCCAAAGGCACAUUAGCCGUACAGCACAACACGCUACCAUGGCAUAUUGCCACUGCCGUAAAGGGGCAGGAAUUUUUGAGCUAUGUAUUUUAA